UAACCGAAUAUCUGCGAAGAUGCAGGAAUGAAUUGAGGGCAAUAGAGAAUCGAGAUUUGGGUUCUUGAAGAUGGGUGGGUACUUUAGAUCUCCAUAAAACGAAGAGGGUAAUUCUAACCGGGAUAGCGAUGCUGAAAAGAAGAAUGGGACGGUAGGGAAAAAUAGGAGCAAACAAUCGGCUGAUUCACAGGGCUGUCAGCUAUGUCGCCACCAUGAUCUUAGUCGUUCAGACAUGUUCGAGCGUGCAUUCAUGGUUGAACAUACAUGGUUGGCGAGAGAUACGUGCCUGGACAGAUAUAGAGACUGGAAAGCCGCAUUCUAACCGCCAAACACGGGACCAAUACGGUGGAUGAAUAGCCGUAGCCGAUAGGCCGUCGACCUUUUUUUAAUAGACGGGGCCAUGGAAGAGCUUCUCUUCCUCGUGUUCCUAUUUGAGUGACCCAGACGCGACUGUCAUAUAGCUACCCUUCUCUCCUUCCUCUUCUCAACCUCUCUCUAUAACUAUCCCCCUCACCGCGCUCUCUGCUCAACCCACCCCGCCGACUUGGCCUGCUCCCGCGAACGUCCCUGAUCCUGCGUUAGUUGCACGAGCGCGCACAAUGGUUGACUGGCAGUCCCAAGAAGAGAUUAUUAAGGACGGCAAUGUAUUCUCCAAGCUCAUGCAUUGUCUCUUGGGAAUCUACCUAUGGGAGUUCUUCAUCUCACUCCCUUUCGAUUUCGACUUUUUCCUUGGGCGAAAAGCGUUCAAGUGGCCUCUGAUAUUCUACUUUGCAGGGCGUUAUUCGCUCUUGUUUGCUUUGAUCGGGAUUGCCAUCGCUCUAAACGUGACCCAACCGAUUGAUUGCCAAUCCCUGUAUAUUUUCAAUCAAGUCUUCGGUAACGCCGCAAUCGGGUUUGCGUCUAUCAAUCUUUCACUCCGUACGAUCGCGGUCUGGUCACAAGCGCUUUACAUCGUCGUUCCUCUCGUCCUCAUCAUUCUCGGACAUUGGUCACUUCUCCUCCAUGGACUACUUAUCAGCGCAGCAUGGGUACCUCCCGCUGGUUGCACUAUUACCAAGACGGACAAUACGAUCCUUGCGGCGACCUUCAUCUAUUCGAUGUGCUUCGACUUCCUUGUCUUGUGUCUCACAGCAUACAAGCUACUUUUCCCAAAUAGUGGGCGGAGCAGACUUGUCAAGCUUAUUUUCAAUGAUGGCCUUAUCUUUUUCAUCGUCGCGUUCCUCGCAAACCUUCUUGCGACAGUGUUCAUGCUGCUUAAUCUGAACGCAGUGAUGUCUAUCAUUUUCAAUGUUCCUGCUGCCAUUGCGUCGACGAUUGUAGCUUCUCGUGCCGUGCGUCGCCUCACCAAGUUCACAAGCAAAGGCCCCGAGGUUUUUACGUCACGCGUUGGGCAGGCGAGCUCGACACUGGCUUUUCGUGGGACGGGCCCAUAUCGGUCAGGAACCAUGUCCAAAAAGGGAGACGGCGUUCAUAUUCAGAUGGACACAAUCACGGCUCUUGCGGAUGCUGAGCUUGGUGAUCGGUCUUUCCUAGAGUAUGAUGCAAGUGGCAAGGUUAUUGGCGAGAACUACACGCUUGACCCAACAAACCAAGAAAUCAGUGAUGAGUUCAAGCGUCCACCGUAUUAAACGAUUCCGUAUAUACCCUGGGCGUUACCCAUUUCAUCGCUGAAGCUGCUUAGACGAUUCUUGCCCCGACGAGUGCCACGUACGCUGGACAGGCGUGUCAUUUUGACUUUGACAUCGUAUCCUCAUUGUUCCGUCACGCCUUCUUCCCUGCUCUUCACUUCAUUAUACCCGAACACAUUUUCCGAGCCGCGUUGUCCGAAAAGUCCCUUCCAUGGUUCUCCAAUCGAUCCACUAAGGGAUCAUCUCGUUCCUUCUAUAUCGUUGCAUCAAAGAAUCCGAAUUAUCUGGAGCUGUCACUACUCUUCUUCUGCCCGAGACACAGCUUCUCCGUCUGCUUUAUUUCCCUGCUUGUCCGUGCUUGCCCAAAGCCAGCUUUGGUCAUCAUGUUGUCCGCCUAUGCUGUUUGUAGAUUCGUUCAACCAUACAACCAUAAAAAGACUUUUGAUAUAAAGUCGAUGUACUAGUAUUCCCCUUAUAUUGUCGUUUGUAUUGCGGAUUUCCUGUUCCUGUUCCUCAUUUUUCCUUGCAUGUCUCGGUGUCUUCUGUGCUGAUGAAUGUCAUGGCAAACGCCUUACACGUUG
Messenger RNA from Fomitiporia mediterranea MF3/22, 2209 nucleotides. RefSeq lists its product as uncharacterized. The transcript is spliced from 12 exons. The record is from RefSeq and is a predicted model, not a curated record. Bases 600 to 1628 code for a protein of 342 amino acids. Lineage: Eukaryota; Fungi; Basidiomycota; Agaricomycetes; Hymenochaetales; Hymenochaetaceae.